AUGGCUAGUGUCACUGUAAAAAAUGUGCAGAGUCCCAUCGCGUUGAGUCAACGGGCUACGGUGAUAAAGGAUGGCAUUCAGCCACUGGACUACUUUGGUCACUGGGAUGGAUUGGGUAAGGCAAAGAUGAUCAACACCGGCUCCUCGGUCAUGAUAACAUUCAGUGACCGGCCGUUUCGACCGUUCAUCGUAGGAGGCGUGUUAGGUAGUAAGUAUAUCUUCGAACAGCUCCAUUUUCACUGGGGCCAAGAAGACGGGUCCGGUUGCGAACACACCCUAGAGGGCAGCACGUACUCGAUGGAAGCCCAUGCGGUGCACUACAACGCCAAAUACGGGAGCUUCGCGGAGGCCGUCGAUAAACCGGAUGGGUUGGCAGUAUUAGGUUUUUUUGUGCAAGCUUACGGAACCGAUGACUGUCCGGCGUUCGGCAAGAUUGUCGCCGGGCUCCAACAUAUCCAAGCCUACGGCGCCCAAAUCGACGUUGACGCGGAUUGCUUGAGUUGGAUGGGCAUGCAGGACCUCAACCGUCAUUACUACACCUACAAGGGAUCACUCACAACACCGCCUUAUUUCGAGAGCGUUACAUGGUUGGUUUACAAAACACCGAUAUACGUUUCUAGUGCCCAGUUGGCAGCCUUCCGGCAGUUACAGGCCUGCCCUAAGGAUGAAAGCAAGAAGAUAGUGAACAACUAUAGACCGGUGCAAACUCCCGAUGUAAAACCAGAGGUCUUAUUUGUAAGAAACAAUCAUUCAGUCGUGCUGUCUAAGUUGUAG
Messenger RNA from Anopheles cruzii, 774 nucleotides. It is a transcript of the gene CAH3, whose product is annotated as carbonic anhydrase 2. Lineage: Eukaryota; Metazoa; Arthropoda; Insecta; Diptera; Culicidae. The transcript has 2 exons. The record is from RefSeq and is a predicted model, not a curated record. Bases 1 to 774 code for a protein of 257 amino acids. Gene Ontology annotation, molecular function: carbonate dehydratase activity; zinc ion binding. Gene Ontology annotation, cellular component: cytoplasm.